AUGUUAGCCAGGAUAACAACCCCAAUGGUGAUGACGAAGGAGAAGAUAAUAUUGUGCACCUGCCCUCAUAUAUCCAAUUGAAUCCACCUCUAGUACCUUCUGUAGUCCCUGUCCUGAAAGUUCUCCCGAAGUCUCAACAACCAAGACCUACCAUAACUGAAGUAUUCGACGCCUACUAUGACGAAUCCACAGAAGAACCCCUUGAAAGUAUUGCCUUCGGCUCUAAGGAAGAAGAACAAGAAACUGAAUUGGAAGUUCUUCUUCAAAAGCUCGUCACCGAAUGUGAAGCUGUGACAAAGAAAGAAGCUGAAGAAAAAAAUAACUACUUACCCGACGAUCGUAUAAAGGUUGCCAGAAUAGGAGGCACUGAAGAAACAUACCCAGUUGGACCUUACUGCGAAGAAGUUGAAGUUAAGGAGGUUAAAGAAAAGAAAGAAAUCGAAGUCGAAAAGGAAGAGGCUGGAGUUGAAAAGGACGAAGAAAAAGAAGUUGAAGUUAAAAGAGAAGAAAAGGAAGAAACUAAAGAAGAAAAAAAAGAAAAGUAUAAGGAAAAUGUACUCGCGAGAAUCGGAAAAAUCGUAGUAUGGGAAUGGUGUUGGAAACAUGCGGAAGACGGCGAUUCGAAAGAACAAUUCGAUCCUGUAGAAAAGGAUUUGGAAAAAGCUAAUGAAAAGUGGAAGAAAAAAGUUAGAGUAUUUUUAGGCGAGAACGAGGGUGAUUUCGAUGAAAAUAAGAGGGAAGAAUUCGUACCACCUCGAGUUCCGACAUUCGACGCUGCCCCUGGUCAAGUUGUAGAAG
Messenger RNA from Racocetra persica, 798 nucleotides. NCBI's taxonomy places the organism in Eukaryota, Fungi, Glomeromycota, Glomeromycetes, Diversisporales, Gigasporaceae. The record is from the annotation of a GenBank genome assembly.